ACAGCGUGACCAUUGUCUCGGACUUCGUGAAGUAGUUCCCGCGGUGAAUAUGCUCCUAUAGUUUUCUGCAAUCAGAUUAAUGAUUUUUAAUGAACCUUGUGUCGUUGCAUUAGAAGCUACAAAUGUAUUCAUUAGUUUAAGACGAUUCUUAAAAUUUUCUCAAGUUUAUUAACUAAUCGAUUACGUCAGCUGGCGAUGUAUUCCUACGCCGCGUAUUUGCUUUCAAGGUAAAUUUUGGCUUGAAAGCAAGUCUCCUAGUUGAUAAUAUUCUUUUCUACUCUGUCGAAACAAAACUGGUUGAUCUUUUAAGUGCUCUAAACUCGAAUAACUUUGUGACGCGUUCACUCUCAAUCUUAAUUUUCUGUGUCCAGUGUGUGAACGUAAAUUUGCCAAAAUUCCGGUCCCUACUAGAAAACGAGAGGGCGCCUACUCCGGCAGAUUCGAGGAGGGCAAAAUGAAUAACACGAAAAAGAAAAACCGUGCUAACGCAGGGAGAUCUCCAAGAUCUUUUGGCUCUGAGAAGCCUCUUGCAGUCGAAGGGAUCUACAAUAAUGCACUUUUCAUGCAUGCCCUAGCUAACCAGAUCGGAAAUACAAUUCGAGUCGAGACACAAAACGGAGCUACGUUUGAAGGAAUUUUCAAAGCUUAUUCUCAUAAUUUCGAAGUUGCAUUAGGUAUGACUCACAAAGUGGAUCCAGAGAAUCCAACUCAAAUUAAUGUGGACGAAGUCAAAGACGUAUUAAUUUUUAAGCCACAAGAAAUUGUGUGCAUUACAGCUACAGAUGUAGAUCUUGAAUAUGCAACCCGAGACACAUUUCAGACUGAUACUGCAAUUAGUAAAUUCAAUGGCCAACUCCUAGGUGAAAGAGAACUUGAACCGUGGGUAGGAGGUUGUAAUGGAGAUGACAUUGAAUUAGAUGUAAAUGAUUCCAAUGCUAAUGGUUGGGACGUUAAUGACAUGUUUCGUAAAAAUGAACAAAUGUACGGUAUUCAGUCCACAUUUGAUCAUAAUUUGUCGGAGUAUACUGUCCAAUUGCAGAAAAAAGAUACCAAAGACUAUAAGGAUGCUGAAGCUAAAGCAGCAAAAAUUGCAAACGAAAUAGAAAGUAACCCAUCUCAUAGAGCGAGAGUAGAUGUCGAAAAUGGCGAUGAAGAAGAAAAGUAUGCAGCUGUUGUUCGGCCAGACAAAGACUCGGAAAAAUCUAGCAGCAGCAAUUCAAGUGUAAAUAGAAGUAGCAACAGCAGUAACAAUAGCAUCACUAGUUCUAGCUCAAUUAGCUCAAGUAAUAACACAGCUGUGAGCAGCAGUAGUAGUGAAAGCGGAAAAUAUGUCCCUCCUGCUAAACGGAAAUCACAAGCAACUGGCAAAAUAGGUACAAAAUCAAGCGGAAGCAAUUCAAGCAAUAACCAACACAUUGCAUCAACUGCACCUCAGACCCAUCAAAUGCCGCCAGAGAGGCCACCAUCGUCGGUUUCCCCUGUUCAAACGCCGCACCAGCUGCCCCAGCCUCCGGUGCCACCACAGCCCCAGUCACAACCACAGCCGCCGCCGGCAGUGGCUCAAGCACCCCCUGCACCCGCUGUGGCCCCAGCACCCACCCCUGCUCCCAUGCCCUCUCAGCAAGUCAAGAAACAGUCGCCGCCCAGCAGCAUACAAUACCACCAUCAGCCGCCUCACCAGCCGCACCAGUCGCAUCCACCUCACCAGCCGCAUCAGCCUCACCAGGCUCAUCAGAUGCCAAUACCUUACGCAGGACCCCCAGCCAUGGUGAGCCAGCCUCCCCCACCGCAGCCUCAGCCCUACCCGCUCACACAGUCGCUGCCUCCGCGGGAAAGGCAGGACCAGCGGGUCAACGGACAAAUCGAUCAGCUACCGCCAGCGCAACCCAAAGGUCCCAGACCACCUACCUCUUCCUAUCAAAUGAGAUCAGCUGGGAAUCACUACACUGGCCCCCCGAGAGGUCCAUAUCAAUCGGAGUUCAUGUCCGGCAAUAGGUAUCAGCCGGUUGACAUGUCGCAGCCACGGGUGCCUCCGCCGCCUCAGGCGACUGGUGCGCCAUCUCACCACCAUUUAGGUCCCCCGCAGCGUAAUGCCCCGGCUCCACCACCUCCACAUAUGCAUCACCCACAGCAUGUUCCCCACUCUGCACCGUCACCCAUGGGCCAGGUUCGUUUGAAUUUUCAGGGAGGUCAAAUGAUGCCCUCGCCGUAUCCUAAUUCCGUUCCUUCGAUGCCACCGGUCGUUCACCCUGUGAUGCAGCAACAGCCGCCACAACAUAUUCCACCUGUCGAUCUGCACAGGAAGUCCCCAGCAACGAACAUUGUCCCCGAGCAACACACCACUCCAUCUCUACCCCCUCGCAAACAGAAUCAAAGACGAGACACAGAACUCUCAGAGCUGAAGAAAUUCGGUAGCGAGUUUAAACUAGGCGAAUCAAACGUUAAUGUGACAAGCCCGGCGCCAAUGCCAAUGGCAAAUCACACAGAACACGACAUGCGGAAGUCACACCCACCGCAGCACCAGUCAGUGAAACCUCAGCCUCAGCCGUCACCACCCACAACCCAUUCACACUCGCAAGCGCCCGUCCCGUCUCCACAGCGUCACCACCAACACCAGCAACCUCCGCCGCCUCACCAACAUCAGCAUCCCUCACAAGAGAGGCAUGCUCAAGACCGAACGAUGCAGAAUAAAGACAAAGCAUCCCCAGCCCCAUCGGAUGACAAAUCGGGCGGUGAUGCCCAAGAGAAUUCCAACGAUGGUUCUUCCGUAGAUAAAGUCUCAUCGACGCUAAAGAAAUCAACUCUCAACCCUAAUGCGAAAGAAUUUGUAUAUAAUCCCAGCGCUAAGCCCUUCACUCCAGUGAGCAAUGUCAGCAAUCGAUCACCGAGCACACCGGUGGCAUCUCGGCCUCACACUCCUCAAACCCCGAACUACACGCCCAUGCCCAUGGUAAUGCCAGCAUAUGUUGUGGCCGCUCAGCCUACAUAUCCACCCACCCAGCAGGCAGCAGGCAAUAGGUAUAGAAAAGUUAUUGUGCCUCAUAGGUCAGACAUAACGUCUCAGAUGACAGCUGCAGCAGUGACUGGUCAGCCCCUCCUAGCUCCAGCACCCAUCCAUGCGGCUCCUUUCACCGUUCCUUACACAGGCCCGCAUAUUCCUCCACAGCCGUACCAACAGAUGGUGCGAAUGGUUCCGCAAGUCCCCUUAGUACCAACAUCUAUCAGCUACCAUGAACCGCCCACGCCUCAGCAAGCGCCCACCAUCCAAUUCAUGCCACCCCAUCAUCCCACAACCCCUUCACCAGCGCACAAUGGGCCCGGGAAUCAAACGCCACAGAACGGCGCUCAUCCCCCUCCACCGCCAUCGUACGGGCAGUCGGCAGCGGCUUCUCAGGGUGGUGGUCAGCACUCGUCGAGUGGUGUUGGGAACUAUUCAAGUGGACCGUCGGGACACCCACCACCUUACCACCCUAUCAUGUGUCCGAUCAUUCCAACAGGGCCACCGACUGGACCUCCGAACGCGCACCAUGCAGCCGCCAUGGCAGCAGCCACGCAACAGCAGUUCAUUCACCACCAUCAACACCCUCAAAUUCAGAUGUUCCAAUUGAAAUACUAGAAUACUGAAACAGAGGCAAGGCGACUGGAUUUAGUCGCUGGUCAACAUCCGCAACAUAUACAAGUUAUAUUGCCACAGAAUCAGUGAUAAGCUGUGAUAUUAUCGUUUUUGUUAGUUCAUCGUUAUUAAUACUAAUUUAAUCGUUAUUAUUAAUAUUAUCUGGGCUUCUCGCCGUCUUCUGCCCGCACAAAAAGACGUAACGACCCUCUGUUUCUCAUUUUGUUGAAUAUUUGAUCAUUUUACACUGGGUUCCUUUUCAUGAGGAUAACCUUACAUUUUAUAUCUUAAUUUUCGUGUUCAAUGAUUUUAUGUUUCGUUUGAGAAAACUUUAACUUGAAACAUGCGAAUUUAAAACCAGGUUGGAAACAAAAGAAAAAUGAGGAAACUCUCAUAAAAGGCCAUUGUUUCCCUCCUUUAUUUUUUGUCGGAUCUAUUCCACAAUUUUGGCCUGUGUUCGUUAUUAUCAUGCCCUAUUGUUGUGGCUCUUUAAUGAGACCGUCUUCAGGACAGAAUGAAAGUCAGUGUUUUGAUUUGAGCCUAAAAUCACCUAUUUACUUGGUUUUUGGUAUCAAACAAUCUUUAAAUAUCAGUUAAUGCUGCAUGACCAUGCGCAUCAUCCUGAAACUGUUGUUUGAAUCUGCGGAAAUUCUUUUCCCAGAAAGAGUGGUUUUCCACAGACUGGAUAGUGAAGAGAAAAAUGAAAAAUUCUAGUGAGGUAAUAUUUAAAUUUAGAUUUUUUACUUUUGUUCAUAACCAGUUUUGAAGAAGAAGCUGAAGCGGGAAAGACAACUGAAAAUUUGAACUUGCAAAAAGUACUUGCUGAAAGAGCAGUAUAUUUUUACUCUAAGCUACGUGCUGCUGUUUAUUUUUUCCUUUUUUUAUUUUACAUUAGUCCUCGUUUUUGACUGCCAGAAUCUGAAUUGUGCUACUGAAUAUUGAUUUCUUUGAAUGUGCUCAAUCAUCUCCAGAUUGCCUCAUGUAGUCAUCAUCAGAGCUUUAACAGAGGUGAAUGUUUUAAGAAAUAGAACAACUCAGUUCCCUUUGUCAUGAUAACUCAAUCAUGUGACCACGCGCUGAAUCAGAUGCGUUCAGCGUUCGUGAAAGUUAUACCUCUUUGUAAAACACGCUCUCCUCAUUUCCUCUGAUCCAAGUUUUUUUCCUCAUCUCCGCCCAAGAGAAGUGAGGGUGCAAAGAGAUGAGGAUUUUUAUUUAAGUGUUAUGAAGUCUGAUCAGAAUUUAAGAAUCUAGUUUGUGAGUCGAAGCUUUCUGUUUCAAUCUACAUAAACUACACCUCAACAAAUCCUUAUUUAUUAUCUUUUCUCCCCGUUUAAAUUUUCUCUCCUUUGUUUUCUUUUGGGUUUGAACACUUCCAAGCUCAUCUUUCCUCAUUUCAAACCAUUUUCUCCCAGUCCAUCAUAAUAUUCAACAUUUCUUUGGGCCCUUUUUUUUUAUUUUCUCCCAUGGGAACAGUCGAGAUUCUCCCUCGAUUUUUUCUGUUCUUUGUGCCUGAUGUCUCCAUUUUAAAGAUACUUCUCCAUUUUCCUUCCUUUGUUUCUUUUUUGUUUUUUCACUUCUCUAAGUGUUUCCAAAGCAAUAAAACCAAGCAAAAAUAGUAUGGUGUAAUGAGUCGGUUUGACUGCUUUGAAUUUACCCUUGAUUUUGAAUUAACAAAUGCACUCUAUGAAACAACGGGUAACAACGUGUCUUCUGAUGUUUAAAAGCUAAUUUUUCUUCAGCCCUUUUCAUAUUUUACAUGUCCUUGCAUACUUGAAAGACAGAUGAAGUUGAUUACAUUUGGUACAAUUGGGGACAUCCUUUUGAUUUGAGUCAAAGGUAAUUGAAACAUAUCAUUUUGCUCAGAAAAUCAUCUAAGUUCAUUGGAGAUUUCUACAGUCUUGGAACAUACCAAAUGUCAGCUAAAGGACCAGAAUUCAAGUUAAAUGCAAGUAAAAACAAGUUGUUUGAAGUGAAUUGAUUAAAAUUUACUUCAACGAUUUAAUAUUUCACUCUGUUGUGCAUCCGAUGCGGUUGUGAUAGACAACAGGCCUCACUGGUGAUAACCCGGUUGUAAGUAUAACAAGCUGUUUCUCAAACAACGCUCUUUACCUUGGUGAUUGUCAUGGCGGUUCAACCUUCACUGCAACAACGCAGCACUUUUGUAGGUAGUAAAUGAAGCAUUGAGGCGGGAAAGAAGUAAACAAUGAACAUAAUCAACAAGACAGUAUUUUGGCUUCAAUUAGACAUCAGACAAUUCAUUGGGCAAUUUCAGCAAUGAAUCCCUCUGUUCUCUAUCACAAACGCACCCAUCAUCCAGUUGGCUAUUUAGCUUGUUAAGUUUUUUCUCUGUCUGUGGAAUGUUAAAAGAUGAAGCUGAAAUUUGGAGGUGUUUUUGAUCGCUUGGCUCACUUGCUUUCUAUUGGGAGGUUUUGCAGAAUCUUUAACCCAUCGAAAGCAGGAUUUAAAGUUUACUCAGUGAAUUGUGCUGAAAACAAGGAUGAGAAUUUCCAAAAAAAAAAAAAGCUUAAACUUUCCCACAAAUUGGAGACAUUUACACAAUAGCAGUCUCUCCAAUCAAAGAAUCCAUUGCAAAUGGACGUAUCUUUCACAAAUAUGUCUGAGUGUGUGUAUUUUUUGAUUAACAUUUUCCUGAGGAAUACUUCAGCUGGGAGCCCCCCCAAGAGAGUCUCUACUUCAAUCCUCAAUGCUGAGGGCUACCCAACAAAUGCAUGAUAUAAAAAUAAUUUUGUAUAGCUGACCAAGAACACCUCUAAAUUUUCAUCGUUUCCCAUGGACUAAGAAAAAAGUAUCAAUGGUUGAACAGCAGAGCAGAGGAGCCUUUCUAUUACUUGGCUUAUCCAAUAAAUGAUGAUAUUUAUAACUAUCAUCUGUCCAAUCUGUUCUUGAACUUGUUUUUCAUUUUCAAGGCCCUUUAUAUUUCAGAUGUUAGAUUCAGUCAUCUGUGGAAUCUUAACAAGGGUCAGUAUGUCUAGAUGGUUUCCUACCAAAAUGUGUCCUUUCCAACUGCCCUUCUCAAAUCAAUCGAAUGCAAUAAUGGUUCUUUCAACUUUUAUCCUAAUUAAAGAAUUCCCCCAAACUGAAAGGCUAAUAAUUGAACUGAAAGGCUAUCACAAAAAUGACUCUCUGAAAAUAAAUUCAAACGUACACCUUCAGUCAAAGCUGAGCCUCCUUAGCAUGGAGGUUCAUCAAGUUUUUUGUUGCCUUUUCCCCUUUUUAUAGUCAUCAAUUUUCGGCAUUAUUAUCCCACCAAUUCAUUUUUAUACAAUUGAAUAGCUUAUUCUUCUAGCUCGAACUACAUCAAUAAAAAUUUUGGUUUGGCCCAAAUCAUUCUGAAUUGUUUUCCUUGUUUCAGGAAAAAUAUUUAAGAUGUAAGUUCCAUACAGACAUGGUCUUUACCAUCUUUCAGAGAUAUUAGUUUGGUCGGUUCAAUGCAUAGCUCAAGAUUUUCUCUGGACAGAUCUAGUCUCAGAGCUCACAGCUUUUUAUCCUAAUUAACCACCUUCCAAUGAGACCUGUGAAUAUCGUAACAAAGAAGCAAGAUGCAUAAACUUUAAAGAGAUAAGAUUCAUUUAAUUUAUUUUCAAAGUUCCUUUUUUAACUCUUAACUUCAUUUCCCUCCAAGAGCGUAACUAUUGAAUGAGCGUUCUCCUCAAAACUGUUUCAUCAUUCACUCUCAUCAACCCUCAACACUGACAAUGUGCAACAAAGCAGUUCUUCCUUUUUUUACCCGUUUUUGUAGUUCUUUUCAUUCUCAUUUUGUCAAGGGAUAUCAAUCAAUCUUCAUUUUUCUGAGUCGUCUCAUUUUACAGAAUCUCGCUUGGUUUUUCCACUGAAAAACUUGUAAAAUGAGAACAGACAAGCAGUUCGUAUCAUUCUAAUUCGAUCAUUUCGAAAUAGGAUAGUAACUAGCUUCCAGCAAUUUUGUUGGUUUGAGCUUAAUGAUGGCCACUUUGAUGCUCCUUCCUUUACAAUGCAUUAAAGGCUUCUAAUUCUGUACUGAAUAAAUGGAUGGAGUAUCAAAAAAUAGCCGUGAAAGUUGAAGGAUCCAAACUUUGAAAAUGAUGAUCUUGAAUCACAUUCCACGUGAAUAGGAAACAAGGGAACAGCUCUCUUCCCCAGGGGAUCAGCUGAUCCAUGUUGAUUAACCAGUACCUUUAAGGACGAAAUUUCAUUGGUUGUGCGACAGGCUAAUUAUCUGUGACACAACAUUUUCUGAGUAAACUCCUUUUGGCGUAUUUCAAAAUUUUUUCUCAGUGUCACUUCAAAAUAUCCUCAUUUCAAGCUUAAUGCAAAUAUGGGGGAAUCAGACCUGUUUGCUCAUCAAUUAUUGUGGUUUUACAUUAUUUGCAGGAAUGUUGUGAAGUUUCACAGUAUUUUCCUGUCGCAUAUUGAUUAUCUGUUACCCAAAAUAUUUUUCUCUGCCUCCAAUUCGCUUUAAGAAUGCCAAACUUGAAUGAAGUUUGAACCAGUUUUCCCCUCCCCUUUCCAGUUAAAAUUAAUGCUCCCCUGAUUUCAAGUGAACAGAUUUUUUCUGUGCUUCCUUUCAAAACGUUUUAUAUUGUCCCCUAGUUUUAAUUUUACACCUCUAUCUGAUUUAAUUCAAGCAACCUUGAUGCUGCUUUUUAAAAAAUUUCUUGGUAACCACUGUCCUCCUUCAUCACAUUUUGUGACAAGCUUUUUUUCUCUUUUUCAAACGAGAAAACAUUUUCAAUGCGAUCUUCCAAUUAAAAAUCAUAGCCCCCCAAGAAAAAGACUAAAUUUAGCAAGGGGUGGCAACUUUGAAAUGGGCAUUAUUGAUGGGUCAACUCGGACCAUUUCAGACUCAAAGUCAUUCCUCUCCCACUAAGUUUUUGGAGAUAGUAUUUUUGUUUACAGCAUGUUUGAAAUGCAGAUGUAUGUUGAAAUCAUUUUGUCUUAUCUUUUUGCCUACCUAAAAUGAUGAAUUUCGAAAUUUCCUACUUGUAAUAUUUCUGUCAUUGUUUUCUAUAGAAAGGGGGAAAAAGGCAAAAAUACUCGACUCUUCUACCCUCUGUCAACUUUCUUUUCCAUUGCUCCCCACACAUGCUGUAUUUGACUAUUCAAAAUAUAUGAUAGUUUGAAUUUUCAAAUCAA
Messenger RNA from Bemisia tabaci, 8746 nucleotides. RefSeq lists its product as uncharacterized. Gene Ontology annotation, biological process: cytoplasmic stress granule assembly. Gene Ontology annotation, molecular function: mRNA binding. Gene Ontology annotation, cellular component: cytoplasmic stress granule. NCBI's taxonomy places the organism in Eukaryota, Metazoa, Arthropoda, Insecta, Hemiptera, Aleyrodidae. The record is from RefSeq and is a predicted model, not a curated record.